Triticum urartu is the source of this 1499-nucleotide messenger RNA. RefSeq lists its product as uncharacterized. The record is from RefSeq and is a predicted model, not a curated record. Lineage: Eukaryota; Viridiplantae; Streptophyta; Magnoliopsida; Poales; Poaceae.
GAAGGACAGGCACGCAUCCCAUCGGUGAAGCUUACUCUACUCUAGUCGGAGUCGUAGUUUAAGGCCGGUCAGUGCAUAUGCAUGCAUGCAUGCAUGCAGACUGCAUGCAGGGCGCGACGUCCGACGUGCUAGCUAGGUAGCUCCAGCUCGGGCUGAAGGGCGGCAGGCGGCGAUGGGAGGAUUCACGCCUCCGAUCCCGCAGGACGACAGCAACUGGGAGAUCCGCGUGGCGGUGCUGCUCAGCCUCUUCCUCCAGAUGAUCCUCAUCUUCGUCGGCCCCGUCCGCAAGCGCUCCUCCUCCCCCGUCCCCCGCUUCCUCGUCUGGGCAUGCUACCUCCUCGCCGACUGGGUCGCCGACCUCGCCCUCGGCCUCCUCCUCAACAACAUGGGCAACAUCGGCGGCUCCCAGUCCAGCUCCUCCUCCACCAUCACCCAGCACGCCACCGGCCUCAAGCGCGGCUCCCCCACCAACGCCGACGCCGGCAACAGCAGCCCCAUCAUCUUCGCCUUCUGGACGCCCUUCCUGCUGCUCCACCUGGGCGGCCCCGACACCAUCACCGCCUACUCCCUCGAGGACAACGAGCUGUGGCUCCGCCACCUCAUCGGCCUCCUCUUCGAGCUCUUCUCCGCCUCCGUCAUCUUCUUCUGCUCCCUCAAGGGCAAUCCCAUGAUCCCCGCCACCGUCCUCAUGUUCGUCGUCGGCAUCAUCAAGUACGGUGAGCGCACCUACUCGCUCUACUCCGGCAGCGUCGACGGCUUCCGGGAGAACAUCCUCGACCCUCCUGACCCGGGCCCAAACUACGCCAAGCUCAUGACCGAGUUCGACGCCAAGGAGCAGGCCGGACUGGUCGUCGAUAUCGUCUUCGCCGGCGCAGACGAGGAGGCCAAGAAAGCCCUGGCCGACCUUGAGGAAGGCGAGGCCGCGCGACUCGUGAAUAAUCGCAGCAAGAGCCUUGAGUCGCAGGCGUUCGACUUCUUCCUCAUCUUCCGCCGCCUCUUCGUCAACCUCAUCCUAAGCUACAAGGAGCGCAAGAUCAGCCAAGCCUACUUCCUCGAUCGCGAGGACGUGACCGACUCGCCGGCCAAGGCGUUCCAGGUCAUCGAGGUGGAGCUCAACUUCAUCUACGACAUGGUGUACACCAAGGCCCCCGUCGCCCACAGCAAGGCCGGCAGCGUCCUCCGCUUCCUCGCCUCCGCCUGCCUCGUCUCCUCCCUCCUCAUCUUCUUCUUCCACGGCGACAAGGGCAGCUUCAUGCGCGUCGACAUCGCCAUCACCUAUGCGCUGCUCCUGGGCGGGAUAGCACUCGACGGCGUCGCGCUCGCCAUGCUCCUGUCCUCCCACCGGAUGCUCGUCCUCCUCGAGAAGACACGGUGGCUGGAGUGGCUCGCGCGCGCCGUCAGGUCCGUGCGGCCACGGCUGCGGCGCUGGUCGGAGAGGACCUCGCAGCUGAACCUGGUGAGCUACUGCCUGGGCAAGCCGGACCCUUCCAGCAGCGGCC